AUGAACGGAAACUUUGAUAGGCAGGGACCCAGAUUGGCCGAUCACCACGGUUGGACCAACAAACUUGGGAACCGCGUCUUCGUUACCAACAAGGGAGCGUUGCGUUUCAAGGUGCCGGACGUGCGCCGUCGACAAGUAAAACCGUGGAGCCGGCCUCCCAUGACAAAGUGGCUGAAGGAUUACCUGGACGACGACUCCAGUCGAGCGCUCCGGGUGUGGAGCGACGCUCUGGGCACGCUGAAGCUGGACGAAUACAUCGGAAGCCCGUUUCGCGGGCCGGGCAGAUAG
Geodia barretti is the source of this 288-nucleotide messenger RNA. The record is from the annotation of a GenBank genome assembly. NCBI's taxonomy places the organism in Eukaryota, Metazoa, Porifera, Demospongiae, Tetractinellida, Geodiidae.